AUGAAAGAAAAAGUCUCCGAGCAGCUCGAGAAAUAUUUCUUUAAUCUUCAGUAUGAAGACUAUGAUAAACCUGACCAAAAACUCAUUCAGCUUCUAUCCUUGGAAACUGAAGAAUGCGAAGAACUAUAUCAAAAAGAGCCACAACUUUUUGAUCAAUACUUUAAAGUAGCUAAAGCAAAUGAACCUGAUACCGAAUCAGAACAGGAAGACAAUCCUAACAUAAACGCUGUCAAGUUCGAAUACUCAGAUAGCAACGAAGAAAUGGAAGCAGAAUCUUCAUAUAUGGCCGCAAACAGAGGCGAGAUAAAGAAGAAAAAGAACUAUGAGUUCAAAAUGCCUGUCCAUAACGAUGAAUUUGGAAAUGCAAAAAAUGUUCUCCUACUUUUAGAACACAAGACUGAUGGAAUUGUGCAAAAAUUCCUUAGAAAUAAUAAUUGGAAUGAAGAAUUACAUGGAUUAGACCUUUUUGAUAAUCUUAUAAAUGUCAUUUACACUACCUUCUUAGGACUAGAUUAUGUCUCCAAUAAAGACUUCACUAUAAAUAAGAAAGUCGACAUAGCAAGAGUCUCAAUGACAAAACUCCAGUUACAUGAUAUUUGUCUCCUUGACAAAUACACAUGUAGAUAUGAAUCAUAUCUUUAUGAUAUUCCACAGAGAUGUGAAUAUUCACAAUGGAUAUCUGCUUAUCUUAUGAAAAUACCAAUCAUUGGAGAAAUCUGUACUGAAAGAUGGAAAAAAGAAGCCAUUGGAGAAAUUCAGCAAACCAGUCUUUCUUAUGCAAAAAAAAUUGCAAAGAAGAAAUUGACAGAAUAUGUCAAGACAGGUAUAAACAACAAAAAGCUUAAAACUAUAAGCAAGGAUUGUUGUAACAUUCUGUCUGAUUUCAAAGAUUUUGAUAUCGGAAGAAAAACUUAUACUAAGAAAAGUAUAAAGAAUAAAAACAAAAAGAAAUACAAAUCUUUUUGGAAGAAGAAAAAGAGAAGAUAUUCUCCAGGAAAAUACUUCAAAAAAUCUUCGAAAGAAACACCUAAAAAGAAUACUUCCUACCCACAAGGAAAGAAAAAAUGCAGGUGUUGGAUUUGCAACGAAGAAGGACACUACGCUAAUGAAUGUCCAAAUAGGAAAAAGUACCCUGACAAGGUCAAAGUAUUACAAGCCGCUAAUAACGGAGGCUAUGAAGCUCUUGAAGAAGAAUACGACGGUAUACAACGUGUUUUCAUUCUACAUGUUGAUACUAAUUCCUCGUCAUCCUCAGAAGAAGAUGAAACAACUACUGAUGACUCAGAAUAG
This is a messenger RNA of Lactuca virosa, 1290 nucleotides long. Lineage: Eukaryota; Viridiplantae; Streptophyta; Magnoliopsida; Asterales; Asteraceae. The record is from the annotation of a GenBank genome assembly.